This is a messenger RNA of Colletotrichum karsti, 786 nucleotides long. RefSeq lists its product as uncharacterized. Bases 1 to 786 code for a protein of 261 amino acids. Lineage: Eukaryota; Fungi; Ascomycota; Sordariomycetes; Glomerellales; Glomerellaceae. The transcript has a single exon. The record is from RefSeq and is a predicted model, not a curated record.
AUGGCUUCUUCCUCGGCUCUUUCAACCACUUGCAAGCUCUUCUGGGUCAACGUCCACAACAACGUCGUCGAGAUUGACAACGACAAGGCCGUCUGCGACAGCUCUUACACCAAUUGCGUCAUAACAGGUACCAGCGGCGGCAAGCUCAAAGCAACGUGCGAUUCAAAACUACAUUUUCCAGACAGCGGCGUUUCUUCCUUCUAUGCUCAGUACUUCUGCGCCUGCAACGACAACCCAGUCUCCGUACCCGACAUCGUCACCUGUGGGACGUCAUGCUACGACCUCAGCACCAAGUUUCCCAACUGCGAAAUGGUCAGCCUCUACAACGGCUUCACCGACGCUAAUCCCUCUUCGUCCUACAAUGAGGCUUGCACUGCUAUGACCUGCGAUAGCGCGGGACUGCAUUGUACCAACGACUCAUCGACCGUCUACACUUGCGACAACAACGAGCAUCAAUCUCAGAUCGCUUCGGAUUCUACCCAUUCUUAUGUAUGCAACUGCAAAGGGACAGCGAAGAUUCCCUCGCCGUAUAGCGGAUCCGGGCAGAGCAUCCAAGGAAAGGGUUGCGGGACGAAUGCGGCCAGUGCUGGAGGAGGUGGAGGUGGAGGUGGAAGUGAAGGUACGGUGGCUUCGACUUCCAGUUCCAGUAGUGGAAGCACUGUGACUACUUCCACGCAGCCUGUUUCAACUUCAGCUGAACGAACUGGAUCGGCAGCGAGAGGCCAGGUUUCCAGACGCUCGUUGGUUGCCACUGCUCUCAUUGUCAUGUGGGUGCUCCAGCUAUAA